AUGGGAUGGCCUUACGUAGGAGAAACCUUUCAACUUUACUCCCAAAACCCAAAUCUUUUCUUUGCUUCCAAAGUCAAAAAGUAUGGUUCUAUAUUCAAGACUCACAUAUUGGGGUGUCCUUGUGUGAUGAUUUCGAGUCCCGAAGCUGCAAAACUUGUGCUUGUCACCAAAUCAAAUCUCUUCAAGCCCACAUUCCCUGCAAGCAAAGAGAGAAUGUUAGGCAAACAGGCUAUUUUCUUUCAUCAGGGCGAGUAUCAUGCCAAACUCCGCAAGCUAGUUCUUAGCGCAUUCAUGCCUGAAUCGAUCAAAAACAUUGUACCAGAUAUUGAGUCCAUUGCAAUUAGCUCCCUCAAAUCAUGGGAAGGAAAAUUGAUCACUACAUUUCAAGAAAUGAAAACAUACACUUUCAAUGUGGCUCUACUGUCCAUAUUUGGAAAGGAUGAAGUUUUGUACAGAGAAGACCUCAAGAGAUGCUAUUACAAUCUCGAAAAAGGGUACAAUUCAAUGCCGAUUAACACUCCGGGAACAUUGUUUUAUAAAGCCAUGAAAGCCAGGAAGGAAUUGGCACAAAUCUUGGCCAAAAUCAUGUCCCUUCGCAGGCAAACGAAACAAGAUUAUAACAAUUUGCUCGGAUCAUUUAUGUGCGAUCACGAACGACUUACCGAUGAACAAAUUGCCGACAACAUCAUUGGCGUCAUUUUUGCUGCAAGAGACACCACUGCUAGUGUUCUGACAUGGAUUAUCAAGUACCUAGCAGAAAAUCCAAGCGUUCUACAAUCUGUCACUGAAGAACAAGAAGCAAUAAAUAAGUCUAAAGAGGAAUCUGGUGAAGAGAAGGUACUGACUUGGGCAGAUACCAAGAAAAUGCCAAUUACCACAAGGGUGAUUCAAGAAACACUCAGAGUUGCAUCUAUUCUAUCUUUUACUUUCAGAGAAGCUGUUCAAGAUGUCGAAUUUAACGGCUAUUUGAUACCAAAAGGAUGGAAAGUUUUACCACUCUUUAGAAACAUUCACCACAGCCCAGAAAAUUUCAGAGACCCUGAGAAGUUUGAUCCUUCAAGAUUUGAGGUUGCUCCAAAGCCCAAUACAUUUAUGCCAUUUGGCAAUGGGAUCCACUCCUGUCCAGGAAAUGAAUUAGCCAAGACUGAGAUUUUGGUCCUUGUACAUCACCUGACCACAAAUUACAGGUGGUCUAUGGUGGGCCCACAAAAUGAGAUUCAGUAUGCACCCUUUGCUCUUCCCCAGAAUGGUUUGCCCAUUAAACUCUCUCUCAAAAAGUAG
This is a messenger RNA of Fraxinus pennsylvanica, 1281 nucleotides long. Lineage: Eukaryota; Viridiplantae; Streptophyta; Magnoliopsida; Lamiales; Oleaceae. The record is from the annotation of a GenBank genome assembly.